ACUGUCUUGAUAAACAAUUCUUUUUUUAUUUUAGGAGUGAGGUCCCUAGAUGGCUAAAAUGUUCUACUUCUACUUUAUCUUAAUCCACAUUUCUUUGAGCUUUGUGCUGACCCAAUCAGCACCUGAAAAGUCUCUUAUAACCAAUGUUCCAGGCUUCAAUGGCACUCUACCUUCCAGGCACUAUGCUGGGUAUGUGACUGUGGAUGAAAGUCAUGGAAGGGACUUGUAUUACUAUUUUGUUGUAUCUGAAGGUAAACCAUCUCAGGACCCAGUGGUUCUAUGGCUUAAUGGUGGACCAGGGUGCUCUAGCUUGGAUGGCUUUGUAUAUGAGCAUGGUCCUUUUAAUUUUGAAAAACCAAAGACUAAGGGAACCCUGCCAAGGUUGCAACUCAAUCCAUACAGCUGGUCAAAGGUUUCCAACAUUAUAUAUUUGGAUUCUCCUGCUGGAGUGGGGUUUUCAUACUCAAAGAAUAAAUCUGAUUACACUACUGGAGAUGUAAAGACAGCCUCUGAUACACAUACUUUUCUCCUCAAGUGGUUUGAACUAUACCCUGAGUUCCUUCCCAACCCACUCUUCAUUUCUGGAGAGUCCUAUGCUGGAGUUUAUGUGCCUACUCUUGCUGAUGAAAUAGUCAAAGGAAUUGAAGCUAACACAACGCCCAAACUAAAUUUCAAGGGCUACAUGGUUGGAAAUGCUGUUACAGAUGAAGAAUUUGAUGGCAAUGCUAUUGUUCCAUUUGCAUAUGGGAUGGGUCUUAUCAGUAUUGAAAUGUUUGGGGAGAUCACAAAACAAUGCAGUGGGAAAUUCUAUGAUCCAGUCAACGCAAAUUGCAAAAAAAUGUUGUCAAAAUUUGAUGAGGACAUUGGUGGGGUAAACAUAUAUGACAUUCUGGAACCAUGCUAUCAUGAUGAAGAGACAGAAAAGAAUAAAAGAUCCUAUCAUAAGUUGCCAAUUAGCUUUAGGCAACUGGGUCAAACUGAUAGACCUAUGCCUGUGAGAAAAAGAAUGUUUGGUCGUGGUUGGCCCUUAAGAGCUCCUGUGAAAGAUGGAAUUGUACCAACUUGGCCACAACUGAGCAAUGACAUCCCUGCUCCAUGCGAUGAUGAUGAUGAGGUUGCAACCUUAUGGCUGAACAAUCCUGAGGUCAGGAGAGCAAUCCACACAGUAGAGAAAAAUGUGGUCAGUGAUUGGCAAUUAUGUACCGACCUUGAAUACAAUCAUGAUACUGGGAGUAUGAUCAAGUACCAUAAGAAACUAACUUCCAAAGGAUAUCGAGCACUUAUAUACAGUGGUGAUCAUGACAUGUGUGUCCCAUUUACUGGAAGCCGAGCAUGGACUAGUUCACUUGGAUACAAGAUUGUUGAUGAAUGGAGACCUUGGUCAAUCAAUGAUCAAGUUGCUGGGUAUAUACAAGGAUAUGAAAAAAAUCUUACUUUUCUCACGAUAAAGGGAGCUGGGCAUACUGUUCCAGAAUAUAAACCACAGGAGGCAUUGUAUUUUUACCAACGUUUUAUGGCUGGACUGCCUCUAUAAGAAACAAAGACACAGAAAGACGGAGACUCAUACUGCUGCGGAUUCUCUUUGUACUUCAUUAAGCAGUUCAAAAGUGUAUGAA
Gastrolobium bilobum is the source of this 1616-nucleotide messenger RNA. Its product is annotated as serine carboxypeptidase-like 20. Gene Ontology annotation, molecular function: acyltransferase activity, transferring groups other than amino-acyl groups; serine-type carboxypeptidase activity. The transcript is spliced from 14 exons. Gene Ontology annotation, biological process: secondary metabolic process; proteolysis. The record is from RefSeq and is a predicted model, not a curated record. The coding region runs from base 50 to 1534 and encodes 494 amino acids. Lineage: Eukaryota; Viridiplantae; Streptophyta; Magnoliopsida; Fabales; Fabaceae.